This is a messenger RNA of Mobula hypostoma (lesser devil ray), 1740 nucleotides long. It is a transcript of the gene alkal1, whose product is annotated as ALK and LTK ligand 1. Gene Ontology annotation, biological process: positive regulation of ERK1 and ERK2 cascade; positive regulation of ERK5 cascade. Gene Ontology annotation, molecular function: receptor signaling protein tyrosine kinase activator activity; receptor tyrosine kinase binding. The record is from RefSeq and is a predicted model, not a curated record. The transcript is spliced from 5 exons. Lineage: Eukaryota; Metazoa; Chordata; Chondrichthyes; Myliobatiformes; Myliobatidae. The coding region runs from base 178 to 675 and encodes 165 amino acids.
UUUAGAUUUGAUCUAAUGAGCCUUAUUUUAAAAAACGGCCACUUUGCAAUAGCGCUCUAGUUGUUGUACACGCGGCUUUAAAUCCCCUCGCGAGCAAGACUGGAGCACUUUCUGUCAGCAGUCCAUUCGGCAGGAUUUAGAAGGCAGGACGGAGUUGCCCUGGUACUUCUGAACAGAAUGUUAAUCUUUUAUCGACUUUUCCUUUAUGUAGAGAUGGGCCGACGGAGAUGGAACACUUUGCUGGGCAUCGCCCUUCUUUUGGUCACUGCGGGUCACUGUGAAGGCAGAGCAGAGACCAGGCAGAAAGCGAAACAAUCACCUUUAGACCUCAUCUUAAAAGGCGUGGCAGACAGCAAUAACGGGCGGAGGAACACGGUUAAGCGAUACGAUACUUUCUAUGCCCUGGAUCAAGACUACAAGAAGUUCACUAAAGAAAAAGCCGUGUUUGUCCCAAGGCUGGAAAAACCAAUAGAGGUUGUCCACAGAGACCCCAAUGUGAAAGGGAAGUUUUUAAAGCAUUUCACAGCAGGACCAAUCUCAUUCUCAUCUGAGUGCAGUAAACAAUUUCAGCGUCUCUAUUAUAACACAAGGGAUUGUUCCACACCAGCUUAUUACAAAAGAUGUGCAAGGUUGCUUACAAGAUUAGCUGUGAGUCCUUUAUGUACACAACCGUAAAUAUUUGCCAUACCCAAGCUGCUGAAGAUGGAAAUGUGUGUUGCCUCAGAAGUGCCUUUAAAGUGGAUUGGAAUUACAGCUGAUAUUGCUUUGGUUUACAGCAUUGUUUAACUGCUGAAUGCUUUUUAUUUACAUGUAAAUGUGUAUGUAUGAGAACAUUCCACUUUUUGUGUUAAUUAAGCAUAACUUUGAUCUAUAAGAUUAUUGCAUAGAAAUCAAAUAAACCAAUUAUUUAUUUAAAUACUUUCUAUAUAAUGAUCUGCACUGAUGAAACGAUGUAAAACUGCAGAAACCCUGAGCGAAGCAGUAAUUUGAAUAGGUUCACAGUGUAUUGACCUCCCUUCUUAGAGGAUGCUGGCAAUGGACCAAGAUAAUAAAUUACCAGCACGACAAGUUCUGUUUAACAGUAGUGCCAAAAAAGGUGAUAUUCUAAUCUAUAGGAUGGAAGGUAAAUCAUUGUACUUAUAUGGGUAUUAGUUGUAUAAUAAAGCAGCUUACACUAUUCACAAAGUUUAUGAUAAACAGCUAAAAUGAAGAUACACUAAUUACCACAAUAAAUAUCAAUUGAGCGCUUUAUACUCGCUGCAAUUUCUAUUUGGAGUUUGUCCUCCUUUUGGUGACAGGGCUUCAUGCUGUUGAUUGAGAAUGUUGUGCUUUAUAAGCAGUUGGUGUUGGAUUAUUGUGUUUUAAAUUUAAAGAUUCCUCAUGAACUUAAAUGGGCCAAUCUGAUGUGCUAAUUAUUUUACAAUGGAUUGUUUCAUUGUAUUAUACUUCCUCAAUUUUGUUAAGAUGUCUAUUUCAUUAUUUGCACUGAGCUUGAAUGCGAUGCAAUUCACUUUCUAUAGGAGCUGUAAAUUGAACAUUAUUCUCUACAAAUAACAAUGAAAAUAUUAAUUUAAUACUUUAGUUCUGAACCUCUGUUAAAAUAUAUUGCACAUUGAGAAUUUAAGCUUAAUAUGUACCUUGCUUUGGAAUAUUAUCAGAUAGCUAUUAUGAAUUACCAUUGGUACUGGCACUUAUGUAAAACAUGCAAAUAAUGUAAAUAUUGGAAAAAGACUGGAAUAC